AUGUACAUGCCAGAUAACCCCCAUAAAUGUGACUAUAAACUGUUUUUACUUUUUGGUGUAUCUGGGUAUGCUUACAAAAUGGAGAUGUGUACAGGACAUGAACAUGAAUGGGACAAGAAUGAUGCAGAGCCGGAUCUUGGUGCCAGCAGCAAUGUGGUUGCUAGAUUAUGCUGGAAUGUACCAGAGAAUGUAAAUGACAACAUUUACUUUGAUAAUUAUUACACAUCAAUACCGCUAAUGCAUUAUUUGAAGGGAAGAGGCAUUUUAUCUCUAGGAACUGUUAGCAGAAAUAGAGUUCACAAUAAGAAAUUACCAGAUGACAAGUCCCUGAGUAAAGAGGAAAGGGGUAAAAUACUUGAAUUUAUUGGAAAUUAUGAAGGAACAGAGAUCUCAAAUGUAGUCUGGCAGGACAACAAGACAGUCAUGUUGUUAUCCACAUCCGUAGGAAGUGACCCAGUAAGCAAUGUAAAGAGAUAUGACAGAAGUGGGAAGGAACAUAUUUUUGUAUCUUGUCUAAAAAUUGUUCAAAUUUAUAACAAGCAUAUGGGAGAAGUGGAUCUUCUAAAAAGUCUCAUUGGCAGAUAUAGAAUCAUAAUCUGGAGUAAGAAGUGGCACUUUCGAAUAUUUUACCAUCUUGUUGAUUUAGCCACAGUCAACAGCUGGAUUUUAUACUGCAGAGUUAACAGCAUCCGCAACCCAGUGUCUGAAGCUAAGGAGCUCCAAUUAGCAAAUUUCAGGAUUGAACUGGCUGAAACUUUGCUCAAAAUUGUUUUCAGUUCUACACCAAAGAGAGGAAGGCCAAGUUUUGUAGAGAAACCACAAGCAAAGAAGAAGAAGACAACUUCACGCCAUCCCACUAAAAAUGUCAGAUUCUAUCAGGAAAGUCAAAAUUUGAUUCUUCUCCAGGUGAAGCUUAUGCCUUGA
Molecule: messenger RNA, 924 nt
Organism: Schistocerca serialis cubense
Lineage: Eukaryota; Metazoa; Arthropoda; Insecta; Orthoptera; Acrididae
Product: piggyBac transposable element-derived protein 1-like
Exons: 2
Coding region: 1-924 (307 amino acids)
Source: RefSeq, a predicted model, not a curated record